Molecule: messenger RNA, 318 nt
Organism: Rhizoctonia solani
Lineage: Eukaryota; Fungi; Basidiomycota; Agaricomycetes; Cantharellales; Ceratobasidiaceae
Product: Zinc finger, CCHC-type
Exons: 1
Coding region: 1-318 (105 amino acids)
Molecular function (GO): nucleic acid binding; zinc ion binding
Source: RefSeq, a predicted model, not a curated record
AUGAUCCCAUUCCCCUCCCUAAAAAAGGAUGAGCGCCCUGCAGCGGCCGCCCCAGUUAAACCAAUUGUUGCCCCUGUCCCGGUGUUAGCCACAAGCAAGGGUCCAGGCCCCACGGAUCUUGAUGGAAGGGGUUUUGCAAAUCUAACCUGCCAUGUGUGCGGCAGAAAGGGCCAUUUUGCACGCAACUGUCCCUCUAAGCCCAUGUCUGGACAUGUGGCUAAUGUCAAAUGGUCUUGGGAAAGGCCUAAAGAAGAAAAUAGAAUUGAAGUUGUCUCUGAUGAGGAAGAGUCGGGAAAAGGAAAAGCCAAGGUUGACUAA